ACAAAUAUCGUAGUUAAGAUGUAUAGUCCAGAACAGAAGCUUUAUUUGCCACUCGCAGUCUUCAUCUCUGCGCCUUCUCUUACCAAAGCAAAACGGCAUCGAAUUCGAUUCUCUAAUCACCAUCCAACUUUAGAUCGUGAUUCCAUAAAGCUUCCAUGUCUCGCUAUCGCUCUCUUAUCACUCUACAACUCAUAUCCACCAUCAACGGGUAAUCUUAACACACAAAUUCGAAUAUUUGGAUUAAUGUAUUGCAAAAUAACAUCAAAAUGCGAGGCAAUUGUAGUUUGUUCAGUAUUUGAUUUUGUUUAAUCGAUACAAAAAAAAUCAUGCCACAGCCAGAACUUUCGCUCGGUAACGCUCUUCGAAGCAUUUGUAUGUGUUGAGUAGUUCAGAAAUUGAUGGUUUUCUUCAUUUACUUGACGUGAUUGUGAUACUUUUCGUGCAUUCUAUGCUUUCUUUGGCGUAACUCAAUCGAGAUCGUUUCCGUGUAUUUGCUUUAUUGCUAUGCUACUUUUUAUCCGUAUCGGAAAUUCUACUCACUAAGAUGGAUUUUGGCUCAGGUAUACCUGGAGAUGGAAGAUGCCUGUUCCGGUCUGUGGUUCAUGGUGCCUGUCUAAGAGCAGGACAGUCAUCUCCAAGUGAAAGCCGUGAAAGAGAACUUGCUGAUGAGCUCAGAUUGAAAGUUGCAGAAGAAUUUAUCAAAAGGCGAGUGGACACCGAAUGGUUCCUUGAAGGUGAUUUUGACACAUAUGUUUCACAGAUGCGACAGCCUCACGUAUGGGGAGGAGAACCUGAGCUGAUCAUGUCAUCACAUGUCCGACGGGUUCCUAUCACGGUUUACAUGCGGGAUAAGAAGACUAGUUGCCUUAAAACUAUAGCUGAAUAUGGUCAAGAGUAUGGCAAGGAAGGCCCAAUUCGUGUUUUGUAUCAUGGUUAUGGGCAUUAUGAUGCAUUGCAGGAGCAGGGUCCUUCUGUUGGCCCUCAACCCAAAUUGAAGAAGAAAAGAUGAAAGGUUAUGCACCAAGAAAUAUUGUCAUUUAUGAGCAUCUUGAACUAAAUUCUUCAGGCAGGUGCGAAGUGAUGACAUAAGGGUUCCUUGUAUUUGUAACCGUAUGACAACAUACUCAAGUUAUU
Molecule: messenger RNA, 1134 nt
Organism: Ilex paraguariensis (yerba mate)
Lineage: Eukaryota; Viridiplantae; Streptophyta; Magnoliopsida; Aquifoliales; Aquifoliaceae
Source: the annotation of a GenBank genome assembly